CAUGAAUCAAAACGGUCAUCCCUAAAUAUAGAAAGCUGAUGGAUUCCUCACAAGGUCUUAAGAGUCUUAAACAAAUUAAAACCACAACCACUAAAGAUGAUCCAAGAUUUAAGGAAGAGGACCAACCUUUGAGCCCUAUGGCUCGGUUGUUCCAUGAACCUGGUUCCAAUGUCUAUAUCAUAUCCAUGUUGGGGUGCAAAACCAAGAUCAGACCCGAUGUUGUCAAACAAAACUUGGUUCAUUCUUUAUUCCGCCAUCCUCGAUUUUCAAGCUUACAAGUCACUGAUAACAAAACUGGAGACAUCAAAUGGGUUCCAACAAACGUGAACAUCGACAACCAUGUUAUAGUCCCAGAAAUCGAUCCAAACAUCGAGUUUCCCGACAAGUUUGUGGAAGAUUAUAUGUCAAACCUCAGCAGAUCUUCAAUCGACAGGUCUAAACCUUUAUGGGAUCUUCACCUUCUUAACAUCAAGACAACUGAUGCUGAAGGAACGGGAGUUUUCCGUUUCCACCACUCUUUAGGCGACGGUUUGUCUUUAAUGACACUUUUUCUUGCGUGUACACGCCAAUCGUCGGAUACUGAAGCUUUGCCGACGCUUCCCGUAAGCAAAGAUACAGCUUACAUCAAAGUUACUAGUUUAUGGUCGGUUCUAGAAAUUCUUUGGAACUCGAUUGUUGCGGUGAUGAUGUUCGUGUUCACUGUGUUGUUCCUUAAAGACACUGAAACGCCACUAAAAGGAUCCGUAGGCGUCGAGAAUAGACCGAGGCGUUUUGUUCGCAAGAGCGUCAGCUUAGCGGACAUUAAGGUGGUGAAGAACGCCAUGAAUGUGACAUUGAACGACGUCGUACUUGGAGUCACUCAAGCAGGUCUAUCACGCUACUUGAAUCGUAGAUACAGCGAAAUCUAUGGUGUCAAUAAGACCGACGAUCAUGAGAAAAAAGACUUCAUUCCCAAAGACAUUCGACUUCGUGCUACAUUCUUUUUCAACCUACGAGCAACCACUAGGAUCGACACUCUGGUCGACUCAAUGAAAAGUGGAACUUUGGGUCGAUGGGGCAACCAAAUAGGUUAUGUUCUUCUCCCACUUGCAAUGGGAUUCAGAAGCAACCCAUUAGACUAUGUGAAAGAAGCCAAGGCAGUCAUCGAUCAAAAGAAAGUCUCAUUGGAACCUUUGUUCACUUAUUUCGUUGUUGAACUGGUCCUCAAGUUGUUCGGAAUUAAGGCCGUAGGAAAAUUAAACCACAGGGUUUUCUUUAAUACAACCUUAUGGUUCAGCAAUGUGCCUGGACCACAACAAGAAGUCACAUUUUAUGGGCAUGAUGCCACUUAUAUUGCUCCUAGUUGCUAUGGACAACCUAAUGCAUUGAUGAUCCAUAUAGUGAGUUAUAUCGAUAAAGUGACAUUUGUGAUAUCGGCAGACGAAGAAACAAUUCCAGACCCUCAUAGGUUGGGCGACGAUCUUGAGAAAUCCCUUCAACAAAUCAAGGCUUCUGCUAAAGCAAAAGAGAGUUAAAGAAGACAAGUAAUAAAUGGACAAGAUAAUAUAUAGAUGGUGUUUGGACACAUCAUUAGCUUGUCAUUGUUGAGAUUAUAAAAAUCGUUUUAGUAUUUUGUUUGUUAAAUCAAAGUGCUCUGUAGUGAGUACACCAUCACAUGUUAUAUAUAUUAA
Messenger RNA from Helianthus annuus (common sunflower), 1670 nucleotides. Its product is annotated as O-acyltransferase WSD1. The transcript has 7 exons. NCBI's taxonomy places the organism in Eukaryota, Viridiplantae, Streptophyta, Magnoliopsida, Asterales, Asteraceae. Gene Ontology annotation, cellular component: plasma membrane. The record is from RefSeq and is a predicted model, not a curated record. Bases 39 to 1514 code for a protein of 491 amino acids. Gene Ontology annotation, biological process: triglyceride biosynthetic process. Gene Ontology annotation, molecular function: diacylglycerol O-acyltransferase activity; long-chain-alcohol O-fatty-acyltransferase activity.